Molecule: messenger RNA, 1386 nt
Organism: Funneliformis caledonium
Lineage: Eukaryota; Fungi; Glomeromycota; Glomeromycetes; Glomerales; Glomeraceae
Source: the annotation of a GenBank genome assembly
AUGUUCAUGUGUCAUAAUUGUAUUAAACAGUUUUUAAUCGCAUUACUCUCGUUAAUACUAGUAGAAUCAGCGAUAAAAGAUGCAAGAUUUGAUCAUUCAUCGGCGAUAAUAAAAGACCGACUAUACAUAUUAGGAGGGUCUACUACUCCUGAUCUAUCACAUGCAUCAAGUGAUAUAUUUUAUUUAGACUUGAAAAAUUCAUUUAAUACAUUCAGUCCAACAUGGAUAGGAAUAACGAUCAACUUGGUAAAUGAAUUAACAUUGGCAAGCGCAACGACCUCAAAGGAUUAUAUAAUAUUAUUUGGUGGGGAAUCAAAUGGAGUGAAAAAUAAUCCUAUAAAUGUUUUUGAUGUAAGUGUACAACAAUGGAUAAACCCAACCAUAAGAGGAGAGGAACCGGGUAGUAGAAUCGGUGUGGAUAUCGUUUCUGGCGAAGGUAAUAAGGUCUAUAUCUAUGGCGGGAACAAAUAUUCUGAUUCGGGUCAAUACAUAUGGUUUGAGGAAUUGCGUAUAUUGAACGCAUUGGAUUUUAGUUGGGAACCAAUGAUACCUGGAGAACCAAGAGCUCUUUAUACAUCUGUCUUGUUACAUGGAGGGGUGAUUGCUUUUAUUGGUGGUUAUGUCCGAAAGUUAGAGAAUGGUCAAUUUUCAAGGAGUUUAGUUGAAAUGAACGAGAUUACACUAUUUAAUACAUUUGAAGCUAAAUGGUACAAGGAGAUAGCGGGUGGAGAGAUAAUAGAAAAGAGGCAUAGUCAUUCAGCGGUAAUAACAUCGGAUGGAAGAAUCAUAAUAUAUGGGGGAUCGUCCGAUACCCUUAGAAUGGUAAUGCCAGUGUUGGCUGUGUUGAAAACAGAAUCAUUUGAAUGGUCAGUACCUGUUCAAAUGUUCGGACCGGACCUUCCUCCUCCAUUAACACGUCACACCGCUGACCUUUACAUGAAUUACAUGAUCGUUGCUUUUGACACAAAUAAUUAUCAAUGGAUCACCUCAUAUUCUUAUUCAAAUGCUUCAACAUCAACGAUACCUCCACAACGCAAAAGUGAUAUUUCGGCUGGAUUAAUAGUUGGAGUGGUUAGUGCAGGAAUAGCAUUUACAAUCAUAAUAAUUAUAGCGGGUGUAUUUAUACAUCGAAAAAUUUGGAAUCGGAGUGAUGGUGUGAUUCCUACCCCUGGGAGUAACGAAUAUGGAAAUACUGCUAUUAGAAAUAGUAUUGUUACAGUCGAUGAUAGCAAUAUUGAUAUUAAUAAUAUUAAUAGGUAUAGCGUUGCCACUGAUGCUUCUGCUUCACAAGUUUCAAAUUUUAGAAUGAGUCGUCCUAUCUCUACUGUUUAUAUUCCCAAUACCUCUCCUCACCCUUCACGCGUUUCGUAUCGUCAAUAUAAUUAA